Galdieria sulphuraria is the source of this 1341-nucleotide messenger RNA. RefSeq names its product [pt] elongation factor EF-Tu. The transcript has a single exon. Gene Ontology annotation, cellular component: cytosol. Lineage: Eukaryota; Rhodophyta; Bangiophyceae; Galdieriales; Galdieriaceae. Gene Ontology annotation, biological process: translational elongation. Gene Ontology annotation, molecular function: translation elongation factor activity; GTP binding; GTPase activity. The coding region runs from base 18 to 1247 and encodes 409 amino acids. The record is from RefSeq and is a predicted model, not a curated record.
AAAAUAGGAUAAAAAAUAUGUCACGUACAAAAUUUGAACGUAAAAAACCACAUGUUAAUAUUGGAACUAUAGGACAUGUUGAUCAUGGAAAAACUACCUUAACAGCAGCAAUCUCAGCUACCUUAGCUUCUACAUCUGGUAGCAAAGCUAAAAAAUUUGAUGAGAUUGAUGCUGCUCCUGAAGAGAAAGCUCGCGGAAUAACAAUUAACACUUCGCAUGUAGAAUAUGAAACAGAUAAAAGACACUAUGCACAUGUUGAUUGUCCUGGCCAUGCAGAUUAUGUAAAAAAUAUGAUUACUGGAGCAGCACAGAUGGAUGGAGCAAUUUUAGUAGUAUCAGCUGCAGAUGGUCCAAUGCCUCAAACAAGAGAACAUAUUUUAUUAGCUAAACAAGUUGGUGUACCGAAUAUUGUAGUUUUUCUUAAUAAAGAGGAUCAAGUUGAUGAUCCAGAAUUACUAGAACUAGUUGAGUUAGAAGUGAGAGAAUUGUUAAAUAAUUAUGAUUUCCCUAGUGAUGAAAUACCCUUUGUUUGUGGUUCUGCUCUCUUGGCCUUGGAAAGUUUAACUAAAACUCCAAAUCUUAAACGAGGCGAAAAUAAAUGGGUUGAUAAAAUAUAUGAACUGAUGGAUGCAGUUGAUGAUUAUAUUCCAACGCCUCAACGGGAUAUGGACAAACCUUUCUUAAUGGCAAUAGAAGAUGUUUUUUCAAUAACUGGACGUGGAACUGUAGCAACUGGUAGGAUUGAAAGAGGACAAAUUAAAGUUGGUGAUACUAUUGAAUUAGUUGGAUUAAAAAAUACUAAGACUACUACUAUUACAGGACUAGAAAUGUUUCAAAAAACCUUAGAGGAAGGAAUAGCAGGUGAUAAUGUCGGUAUUUUAUUAAGAGGCAUACAAAAGGAUGAUAUUGAAAGAGGUAUGGUACUAGCCAAACCAGGUACAAUUACACCACAUACACAGUUUGAGGCUGAAGUUUAUAUUUUGAAAAAAGAAGAAGGCGGUAGGCACACUCCUUUUUUUAGUGGUUACAGACCUCAAUUUUAUGUUAGAACUACUGAUGUAACUGGUACAAUUACUAGCUUUACUUCUGAUGAGGGAGAGACAGUUGAAAUGGUAAUGCCUGGCGAUCGCAUAAAAAUGAGUGUUGAAUUAAUUAAUCCUAUUGCAAUUGAGCAAGGAAUGAGGUUUGCUAUUCGCGAAGGCGGUAAAACAAUUGGUGCUGGGGUGGUUUCUAAAAUUAUUAAAUAAUACUUAAUUAUCGUGUAAAAACCUACUUACCUUACUUUAUAACAUAUAAUUUUUUAUGAUAAAUAUUCAGCCAAAUAAAAUAAGAAUUCGACUU